Molecule: messenger RNA, 2487 nt
Organism: Cryptosporidium ubiquitum
Lineage: Eukaryota; Apicomplexa; Conoidasida; Eucoccidiorida; Cryptosporidiidae
Product: membrane associated adenylyl cyclase
Exons: 1
Coding region: 1-2487 (828 amino acids)
Biological process (GO): cyclic nucleotide biosynthetic process; intracellular signal transduction
Source: RefSeq, a predicted model, not a curated record
AUGAGAACUUUAGUGGAUAAAUUUAAGCAUGAAUAUAAAACUUUACUGAAAAAAGUGCUAUACAAUAGAUUUACAUUUAUCAUUUUUGGAAUCCUUACAAUAACUUCAAUGAUUAUUAAUGAAGUUAGAUUUUUGUUCAGAGAAUCUACUGUAGAUUGGAUUUUUUUUUCAACACUAAUAUUUCUAACAAUAGCUAGAGGAAUUGAAAUACUAAUUCUCUUUUCUUUCAAAAAAAACUACCUCUCAAUAUUUUUUUUUGAUUUGGUUGCAUAUAUAUUUCUUAUUUUAUCAACAGUUUUUUUUGAUUCGAGUGAACAUUCAACAUGUGAUACUGAUAACCAAAACUUCGACGAUCUUCAAAUAUUUUCACAAGUCAAAGGUUACGGAUUUAACUUUCAACUAAAUUUGGUAAACUCAACAUUACAGUGUUCAAGGUUUAUUUUAUUAUUAAUAAGUAGUGACUUUUUUACUUUAUUUUCAAAACGCAUGAAAAAAACAUCUAUUGUCCAUACAGAAAAGACAUACCGUGAAAACCCAAAAGAAGAUUUAUCAAAGAAUGAAAUAGAUUCUGAUAAAUAUUUGAAUGAGAAUAAGAUAGCCCUUUCACAAUUAUUGGGUCUUAGAUUUGCCAUCGUUUUACUAUUAAGUGUAUUGCUAUAUCCUUUGUUAAGCUCAUCCGUUUGGAUUCAAAUAAAUAGUUCGGCAUUUUUAAAUGUUAAAACUCUAAGUCAACUAUCCUUAUUAAGAAAUCAGUACCCAGGGGAUGAAUCAUGGCCAAUUGCAUAUAUGCUAGAGCUUUCUAAUUUUGUAUACACAAAUAGUAUUGGAAAUUCAUGUAAAUGGAUGAAACUAGUAGCUAUUCAAUCACCAUUUACUUUAAACAAUAACCCAACAUGCAACGGCUGUCCAAAAUCUAAUUUGGAAAUUAUGACAGAUGCUAUGUCAAUUAUAUCUAAUUCCGAAUUCCCAUCUUGGUUUGUCGGAGUAUUGACAUUACCCACUUUAAAAGAAGGGAUUUCAUUAAUUCCAAUCAAAGAUUAUAGAAAAAUUCGCAAGCAAUCUCUUAGGCAGUAUGUGAGUCAAGUAUGCAUGAGAUCAGGUAUUGAUGCAAUUUCUAAUUUUUAUAGUUCUUGUCCUGAAGAUCUUAAAGCCAAGAUAACCAUGGUGUUCGACACCAGCGCAAUGCUUCAAUUAGGAGCAGGGUUAAGUAUUGGAAUAUCAUUAUUAACUCUAAUCAUAUUAACCAUAUUAAUGUUUUUGGUAUACAAUGUAUUAGAAAAACACAUUUUUAGUAGCAUAAAGCGAAUAAACAACACACUUAUUGCAAUUGCAAAUAAUCCAUUAUUGGCAAUAAAAAUAUCCAAUAAAGUUUGUAAUGAAGGCAGUCAUGAAAAGGCAACUGUGGGGAAAUUUUCAAAUCAAAUGCUGGAGGAAACUUUCUCAAAGCUGGGAACAUUGCUUGCAGUGGGACUUGGAUCGGCAGGUGCUAACAUUAUUAUGCAUAAUUUGAAAGAUGAUAAGGUAGUUGUAAAAUUACCUGGAAGAAAAAUAAUGGGUAUUUAUGGAUUUUGUGAUAUUCGAAACUUUACGGAUGCAACAGAAAUACUUGGAGAAGAUGUUAUGGUAUUUGUAAAUCAAAUUGCUGAAAUCACUCAUGGAGUAGUUUGUAACUAUGGAGGGUCUGCAAAUAAAAAUGUUGGUGAUGCAUUUUUGUUUGUAUGGAAGCCUGAAGAAAAAUGGGAGGGGAUUGAGUCUUUAUUAGCUGAUUUGUCAGUUAUGGCCUUCAUCAUAAUUAUUAAGCAAAUCUACAAUUGCCCCAAGCUAAAAAGAAUUGCCAUGAGAAAUGAGAUUCAAGAAAGAAUGCCAAAUUACAAAGUUAAACUUGGGUUUGGACUACAUUAUGGAUGGGCAAUAGAAGGUGCAAUAGGUUCAGAAUAUAAAAUAGAUGCUUCAUAUUUAUCUCCAAACGUUAACCUCUCUUCCAGGCUUGAAAGUGCAACCAAACACUAUGGAGUGAACAUCCUGUUUUCUCAUGACCUCUUUGAAAAACUUUCUGUUAACAUGAAAGAAUUUUGUAGGAAAAUAGACUGUGUCACUUUAAAAGGUAGCAAGCAACCUAUUGAAUUAUACACAAUAGAUAUUGACCCAGAAUUUCAAGAUGGCGAGAUAAACAACACUUACCAUGAAGUUGACACGAAUAAAAUAAGUUAUAGGGUGUUUUCCGAAUUCUUUAUAGAUAAUACAAUUAAAAGCAUGAGGAAAUAUCUCUUUCAAGAUUUUUACUAUAAGUUUAAUAAAGGUUUAAAACACUACUUAACAGGAAAUUGGAAAAUAUCUAAACAAAUUCUUCAAGACCUGCAGUGUGAGUGUAUAAAAUCUUGGGGGAAAAAAGAUGGUCCAAGUUCAACUUUGUUAAAAUUUAUGGAGGAAAAUAACUAUAUAUGCCCAAUUGAUUGGAAAGGGUAUCGAAUUUGGGAUGAAAAAUGA